This is a messenger RNA of Penicillium canescens, 222 nucleotides long. RefSeq lists its product as uncharacterized. The record is from RefSeq and is a predicted model, not a curated record. Bases 1 to 222 code for a protein of 73 amino acids. Lineage: Eukaryota; Fungi; Ascomycota; Eurotiomycetes; Eurotiales; Aspergillaceae. The transcript has a single exon.
AUGCUGCUUACCCGACAUGCACGCCGGGCACUGCGGCGUUGCCAGCAGCUGCGCCUGCGUCAGCGGUCGGUACGGAGUGCCGGUCUGCCGGAGGACCACCCUCAAGUCUCCCCGGUUCAGAUGUCCCAUCCGAGCGUGCCACAACGCUUCAGAGGCCUGGACCACUCCUUUGCACGCACCUUCUUCGAGUAUCACAGCUUCACCGCCGAGUACAGAGGUUGA